This is a messenger RNA of Aspergillus alliaceus, 696 nucleotides long. RefSeq lists its product as uncharacterized. NCBI's taxonomy places the organism in Eukaryota, Fungi, Ascomycota, Eurotiomycetes, Eurotiales, Aspergillaceae. The transcript has a single exon. Bases 1 to 696 code for a protein of 231 amino acids. The record is from RefSeq and is a predicted model, not a curated record.
AUGGCUCCCCACAGAAUCUUCACCAUCCCCGAACUCCUCGAACAAAUCCUUCUCCAAACCGACCCCCAAACCCUCCUCACCUCCGCCCAACAAGUCUCCCAAAUCUGGCACACCCUAAUCAUAACUUCCACCCCCUUACAACAAUUCCUUUUCUUCAAACCCACCACCCCCAGACCUAAAAACAACCCCCGCACCCCCAACCCCUUCCUCCCCAAAAUCUGGUCCCGCCUCUUCCGCAAACGCCUCACCUCCCACCCCACCCCCUCCACAAACUAUCACUACACCCUCCCCCCGGCCGACCCCCUCGACGAAGCCCUCUUCCUCCACCCCACCGCCACCUGGCGCCGCAUGCUCGUCCAACAACCCCCCACCUCCUCCAUCGGCGUCUUCGUCCUCGACCCCUCCUGGAUCGCCUGCGACGGGGAUGAUAUCUCCCCCGUCCGCAUCUUCCAGGCUGAGGUCGAGUUCCUGACUCUGGAACAUCUGCAUUGGUCCGCCAUGGUGGGAUGCUUGUUGCCGCUGGCUAGGGAGCUAGUAUUUUGGGACCAUAAGGAUUAUUAUAAGAGGCGAGAGGUGGUAUGGAAGAGGGAGAUGGAUCUUGCGUUGCACAGGUAUGGUGGGGAUUGUGAUUUGACAGUUUUCACCGGGGGGAAUUGGGAUCUUUGGAGGGUUUUGGGGGGGAUUACGUAUUGUUAG